ACAAAUUUAUCGUGCAUUACAAACAUUUAUCGUGGCAUCGCCUAGCUCGAGGCAUUUUGGACUGUUUCCAAACUUUAAAGCAUGACUAAUAUACCAUUCGUUUCUUUUUGACAGGUCACGUGAACAUUCAGUAUAAAUACAACGUUUCGCGGGCUAAAGUGUUUAGUAGUGAAAUAGGCGAGCAGUGUAUUGGAUUUAUAAAUAAGAUACGCUACGAGAAUGCUCGCGUAGUGGAUGUAAAGCUGAUGUUAAAACAUAAACUACCAUAAAGUAAACGUAGCUAUCAGCUUAGCUUUUUGUGCAUGGAAAGAAAUAUUGGAUUUAUACGCUAUGAGAAUGCUCGCGUAGUGGAUGAAAACAUAAACGUAGAGAAUUGUUAAAGCUAUCAGCUUAGCUUUUUGUGUACAGUGUUAGUACAUGGAAAGGAUCGACUUGUUUAAAACAGCAAGUUCAUCGCUAUUUAAUGUUUACAAAUUUCCGAAGGAAAACAACAAUGUCGAGAGGAGGACAUAAUGGUUUCAAAAGAUGGCCAGCGGAUGGAAAACAGUAUAGAGGAUUUAAUGAGAGGGAUCGUUUUGAAAGAGAUAAUAUGUUUCAUAAACAGCAGCCAUCUAGAUUCCAAUCAGGCUACCAUCCCCAGGAUCGUCGGUAUAAUACUGACCAGAAUGCAAGAUAUGCGCAGUUCCAGCAUGUACAGCAUCGACAACACCCGCCUUCACAGGCUUGGAACUAUGACUCAUCUUACGAUUCGAGACAAAAGUCAUACCAUGAUAAUAAAGAAAAUAAGAAUAAUCCAAAUUAUCAAAGGUAUACGCCACCGAGAAAAGAAGAUAAUCAUGAUCGUUUGCGGGAUAAACGCAAGAGGUCUCACUCACCGCAAAGGCGUCGACGUGGUUCCCGGUCAAGAAGUUCAGAAAGUACUCAUUCUAGAAAAAAACGAAGGAUAAAAGAGAAAAGAAGACAUUCGAAGUCACCUGCAAACAAAAGUGAUUUUUUAAAUAAAGGAAAUUCAUUUCAAAGGGAGAACAGAAGACAGAAUGAAGAUCAACCAGAUGAAAGAUAUUAUAAUAGAGAUCAUAGAAACAGUAGAACACCAGUGGUGACAAAAUUUCACAGAAACAGUCGGGCACCAGUGCCAUGGACAAAAUAUCACAAGAAGAAAAAAUUCUUUCCCAGUUAUUUCAUAAACAAAAAUCGGUAUACAUGGAGAAAACCCACUGGUAAAAAACAUGAAAAUAGCAAUGGAGUAAGUUUGGGGAAAAAACUUACAAUACCACCAAUAUCAAAUGAUGAAUUUAGCCAGCGGAGGGAGGAGGCUGAGAGUGAAGGCGACAAUGAAGAAGGCUGUUUGACAGAUGACUUGGAAGAAGGUGAAAUUGAUACUGGCAAUGAUAGUUUAAACGAAAGGGCAAGGAGAACAAAAAAGCAAAAACGGAGACAAUCAGAAGAAAGUAAAAUAAAGCAAGAAAGAGAAAGCAAAGGUAAUUACACAGACGUUAAAGAUGUUGUUGCAUCCAACACUUGUCUCGAAGAGCUUAAGCAAGAACGUUUAAAAAAAUUCCCAGUGGAGGAUCUGAAAGCAGAAAAGAAUGAACGACAUUCUUAUGUUCAAGACACAUGCAAAUUCUUCAAUAGAGUAACCUCUGAUAAAACGCUGAGCACAGGUGACAAUAAAGAUGUUGACUGUUUAAAAAAGGAAACAAACUUGGUAAGAUUUGAAAACAAUACACGUAAAGAAAAUGAUUCCAACCUCCCUGAAACUAAUCCAGAAAAAAACAAUACACUAAAUUUAAGCAAUGAAAAAACAAACGACCUCAAAGGUACAACAAAUGCUAAAACCGAUACUGAAGUAUACGAAGAUGUUACAGUACCAUGUAAAAUUAAAUCAAUUAAGCAAGGAAAAAGAGAAUCGGUUGAUAAGCUUGGAGAAACAUUACGACUUACAAAAAGCAGUUUCAUUUGUGAAAACAACAUGAUACAAAAAAUUGUGUCAUUGGCAAGCAAGUCAUUAGUUGAUAAUAAUUCUGAUAUUGAAAGUGAAAUGGACGGCAAAGAUUCAAAAAAUGUUAUCUUGCCAAAAAAUAAAGGCCAAGUAACGGACGUAAGCAAAGAAGUAAUGGAAAGUGGGGAAGGUGAAUGUGACAAAAUGUCAAGUGUUGAAGUUUGCAAAGAUAUGACAAAGCCUAAUGCAAUGAAAUCAAGUGAAACCAUUGAAAUUCCUAAAAGGACUGGAAAAGAUAAUACAAAUUUUGAACAAAACAAAAUAAACAGACAUAUCAAUGAAGUUCAAGUGAAUGAUUACUUAGAUAUAAAAAAUGACGAGUCGCCUAACUCUUCACAUAAUGUACACGAUGACAAUCCUAGCGAAAAAGUUGAAAACAAAGUAAAUGUGAAAGGAGGGACGUUGGAAAAGGUGAUACUGACAAAUAAGAAUGAAACGUUUGUCAAAGAUCAGAAUUACAUUGAACCGAAGACAUUUUCUUCAUCAUGCGGAAAUCAAAACUUAUUUCCAAUUAAAACCAAUGGCAGUGAAUUAAAAAGAAAGAAAACAGGUCAAGAAAAAAGUGAACCAGAAUCUCGCGACAAUGCAGUUGUUGAACGUCCGAUUACCCCUCCUCCUUAUACAUCUCAAUCAAGCAAACAAAACAAAAGGUAUUAUUUUGAAAAUGGUCCUUCAUUUGCCCGGUUCGGAGAACACCAGAAUCAACCUGAUCAAUCUGAUGCAAUAGGAACACAAUAUAAAACAAAAAAUUAUGCAGAAUCAAACAAUCUAAGACAUUCAGUAACGAUUUCAUCGUCUGAAGAUGACAAAGAAACAUUUUCGUCUUCUUCUAGAAAUUUAGACAAUGCAAAGAAAAAUGAAAAGCUUGCAUUCAAGCAAAGUACUUCUGUUAAUAACAAAAAUGGCUGCCCGACUGUGAAUAAAAGUGGCUGCCAUGACAGACAAAAGCUUUCACUUAAAAACAAGUCAAAGCACACAACAUACAUUGAAUCAAGUAAGAACAAUUCAAGAAAGCGCCAUGGAGGUGUUCACUCAGCAACAGCAAUUUUAAGUGGAAGGAAAAACCAGCCAAGUGACGGUGUAUUUUAUCCACUUGGAAAACACAUUGAAGACAAGCACAAAGUCAUUAAAACUGUUCCAGCUGAACAGCAAACUGAAUGUCCUAAAAUACAAAAUGAACAAAAUCCAAAAGAAGGAAACGUAGAAGUAAUUUGCGCUCAAGAAGGUGAUAGUGUUCAUCGUAGAAAUUCAAAAGUUGAAGAUUCAGAGAAAGAAGAGAGUGUUCCAAGGGUGAAGGAAAGUCUAUUUAACAAAAACAAAAGAAGGAUUUCACACUUUAAUAGUAAUAGUAUUGAGUCUAAUGCAAAAAAACCUAAAGUAUUUCCAAGUGACACAAAAGCCAAGUCCAGCAUAUACAAUGGUCCAGCAUGUAAGUCUCCUAUUGGUAAUAUUUUUGAAAAAAUGGAAGACAAAUUUCUCGUCAGCUCGAAUGAUAAAACUGGAACUAAUCGCACGUUAGAUAGGAAAAUUUCUCUGGUCAGCGACAGAGAUGCAAAAAAGAAAAUGAGUAAAGAAAACGUUGAAAAAUGUUUUAAACUUAAAACUAAAGGUGGCUUAAAUGUACAAGAAAUUGAGAAAUCGAAACUGUUCUUUGUGAAAGAAAAUGCAAUGGAAACUGCCGAAACUAAAUCUGUGAAUGGUAAGAAAAAUAUAGCUAUUGAAACCAACGAAACAAACAACAAUAUCCUUAACACUGUAACUGAGAUAAAAAUGUUGUCAAAAGACAACAAUAGAACAUGUUUGAAUGUAAAAGAAGAUGAUAAUGAUAAAAAGAUUGACAAGAAGAAUGAUGAAAUGAAUCUAAGUAAUCCAAGUGAGAACACUGUUGAAAUGAAAACAGUUCAGUGUACAGUCGAAGAAAAUUCAACCGAACACAAUGACAAAGAAAAUCAAAAUGCUUCUGGCAUAAAACAAAAUCAUAAAGGAUUACAAAAUCAUUCACAGAAUUGGAACAAAGAACCAGACAUUUGGAUCAAUGACACUUUGAUAGGAAGAGAAGAUUCGGACACAUGUGAAACUCGGAAGAAUUAUCACGAUGAAAGUGAAGGUAUACAGAAAGAACAACGGAAGCCACUUGGUGAAAAUGAAAAACAUCCUAAAUGUACAGCAAAUGGAUUGUUUUUAAAUGAAAAAGCAGUCGAAAAUGUAUCAGAAUCUGAAGAUGACAUGGAUGACAUUGAACCAAUCGAAAUGAUUGGGUCAGUGUUCAUGAAUGAUUUCAACAUUGAUGAUGGUGAUACUGAAAAUAGUUUAACAAGUAAAAGAAGUAUCGAAAUUAAUGAAAAUGAUUUGAAAGUCGACUAUUGUGAUGACAGCAUAGUAUUUCGAAGAACAAAUUCAGAUGGUGAAUCAGAGAUUAUUGGCAACAUUGACGAGGGGAAAGAAAAUGAAACUAAAAAUGAAUCAGAAGGGUACAGUCAAGUUUCUCAUUUAAAUUCCCCAACGUCUAAAGAAAGCCUUUCUAAAAGUGAUUCUAAGGGUGAUAUGUUAAGUUUCUCAAACACAGAUAUAGAAAAAAAUGAUGAAACCGGAAAAGAAGCUGGCUCCAAUAGGUCUCCGACUAGAUGUUUUAGAAAAACAGAGCGAAAGAGGUUUUCAGCUCAGCUUGAAACAAUUGGAAAGAAGUUUGAUGAGGAGAAAGCUGAUGAAAAUAAGGAAACUCAAUUAAAAAUUAACUCAAACUCGCUCAAAGAAAUUAUAUCAGAUAAUGAAAAGACACAGAACGAAACCGAAAAGAUACAUUGCACAAAAUCUACUGAAUGGUUAAAGUUAGCUAAAACCAACAUGCAAAAUUUAGUCAAAGGGAAACCCAAAACACAGAAACAAACAGACACUUCUACUCAAGACGAAAAUGAUACAUAUGAAGAGGAUUUACCGAGUGCCAAGAGAAUCUUGCAAUGGGAUGCCCAACAGCCAAUUAUGGAGAGUGUUAAAAGAAGUCAGUUUUACUUGUCUGCAACAAUAACUACCUCAUCUCAAAGCUUGUCAACGUCAUCCCAGUCCGAUAGCGGAAGGACUUUAAAAGCAUCAAAAUCUAAAGUUAUAUAUAAAAGUCCUGAUGGAACAUCAAAUCAUGAGAGUCAAUUAACUGCAAAUUGCACUAUCAAAGGAAUACAUAUGUCUAUCUCAUCUUCAAAUUGUGCUGAAGAAACUUACGAAACUAGUGCUUCUGUUCAUAAUCAAGCUGUCCAAAACUUAGAAACGUUGACGUCUUUGUCUAGUAAUUUAGAUACACAUCAAAGUGUCACAAGGAAGGCGUCAAAUAUAAAUUCUAAACAAAAUGAUGUUAUAGCACAGAAUCAUUCUGUCAUGAGAAGCCAAACUGGACAGUUUAGCCAACACAAUCUGAAAGAAACAACAAAUGAACGAGCACAAAAGCCAAACAUGCCAGACAAACACUUGGACAUAAAUAUUACAGCAAAAGAAGUUGUGUCAAACAAUCCGUUGAUAGAUCAGCCAUGCUUCGAAAAUGGUUAUCGUGAUAUCUCGGCACCAAGUAGUCAGAGCAAAAAUGGUGCAGCUCUGUCACCUAUUAUUGCAAACGUGCCUAUGUACAGUCAACUGACAGCACCAUUGAUGGAUCGGAAUACUCGUGUAGAAAUAAAUCAAGCUCCAUUUAAUUUGAUGUGUCAAACUAAUCCUGAUGCCACGAACAACAAUUUCAUGACAAAACCACCAGUUAUGAGUAGCAAUCUACCGAUAACUAAUCAUAACGCGGUGACACCAGAAAACUUUACAUUGGCGUAUGCACAAGUUGAAAUGCCUGGAGUGCGGGAACCAGUUGGGCCGAAUACCAGUCCGCAAACAACAAAACCAGUUUCAAGACCGGAUGCAAAACAUCCAGGUACUGAUGUCCAAGAUUUACAGACACAACUUCUCCGUGAAGUUUCAAAAGAAGAAAGACGAUGCCAAUUGUAUAGAGAACUCUGUGACCUAGACAACAUCAACACUGGUGAUUUUGGACUGGACUUAUUGCUUUUGUCAAAGAAAAGCGAAUUAAGAGGAUUAGCGUACGUUAAUAAAGAAUAUUUACGUAUGAGAACAGAACGAUACGCGAACAACUUUCAACAACAACAAAAUCAACAACAACAACAGUCAUUUCAGUCAAGUAGUGGACAUAGAAAUACAGAAGAGAGAAUUCAUUACUUGGGUAACCUUAAACGAAGUCAAAAGUAGACAUACAACAGAAGUGUUAUGUAGUCUGUAAAGAGUUCAAACCAUUACGUCAUCAAAGCUGUUUUAGCUUUCUGCACAACAACAAACAACAACAACAACAAAGCAAGGACGACCAUCGAUAGCGUCAAAGGUUCAAGAAUGAAAAUAUUUAUAAACAACAUCAAAGCUAGAAACAGAGCUAGACUGCUCUUCAACGCAUCAAAGCUAAAACAUUUAGCAAUUACAUCAACGCUUACUGACAACGUCAAAGCUAAAAUGUUUUAUUUACAACAUCAAACCUAGACUGUGUAUCAUCAAAACAAAGCUAAAACGUUCAUCAACAACAUCAAAACCAGACUAUAACUGAUUUCAACAACAUAGAAGGUGAAAACUUCAUGAAGCCAGACACCAAAGCUAGAAACUUAAGCUUAUCCCAACAUUUUAGCCAGAAGGUUUAUCAACAAUAUAAAGCUAUUACCAACAGAAAAGCUAGAACCUUAUCAAAAACAUCUAAAGUUACAAAAGGAUAUGGUCGGCAAAGAUUAUCUUCAGAGAUGAAAUAUUAAAAAAAAAAGACGUGAAAGAUUUGAUAUACAUGUAUACUAGCUUAUGUAAUGGAAGAAAAACAACCCUGGUAUAUUGAGACCACAUGUACAUUUGUCUUUAUAUAUGGUGAAGGUGUAAUUAUUAGGGUAUAUUGAGACCAUUUAUGUACAUUUUUCUUUAAAUAUUGUUUUGUAAAGUGGUGACGGUGUAUUUAUUGUUCAGUGUUCAACGUAUCUCUUUAUAACGUUUAUACCUGGUGUUUUAAUUAGUACUUAUAAUCAAAACAAAGCAGAAAGUUUCAGUGUACUUCUAAACCAAUAAUGGUAAAGCUGUUCCGUUUUAAAUGAAAGACAUAGUCAAAAUAUUGUGUUCACUGUAUACAUUACAUUUCUUAAAUAUGUUUAUAAGAUUAUUAUAUAUAGGUUUGGGUUUUGUUUUGUUUUUAAAUAAAAGAUAUUUGUCUUUUUCGAAAUACCGCUAGUCCGAAUGUUUUUUUAUGAAGACAGAAUUGUAUUAUUUCAUACAAAAUAGUUUUACUUUUAAUAAAUACAUAGGUAUCGGUUUAUUUACCUUGAUAAUUACCUUUAUUAUUUGUUGAAUCAUUUACUAUGAUAUUUUUUAACCUCUUCAAGUUCUACAGUUUUACAUAUGUAAAUACAUGUACAUUGUACUUAAAACAUGAAAGCAUUGUAAGAUAAACCUGCAGCACGUUUUAUCGUAAGCAAUUGCAUCAAUUAUAUCGGAUUUAUUGGAUGAUUUUAAGUCAAACUGUUUAUUAUUAAGUAAUCAAUAUCAUGAACAUUUUUAAAAGGCAGCUAUAUAUUUGUUAAAUAAGACACAUUGACCUCAUAAUUAUGCACUGCUGAUAUUUUUACCCAGCGUGUUUAAGCCAGAUGUAAAUCAUCAAAUUGUUGUUAUCGUGAGGCACAUCCUUACAGCUUCUAUGAUAUCAUAAACAUCAAUGUAGUUUUUAUGUAGCCUAGAUUUGUGACGGGUUUUAUGCUAGCUAGUUUGUAUUGCAUUAUAAGGGUUUUAAAAUUGAGUACAAUAAUAUUACACCAGUCAUUAUUUAGACGUUGUCCUAAGUUUUCAUCUUAUGAGGUUGUUUAUAGAUUCACAUUGUGCUGGUAAAAUGUGAAUGUACGGUAAAGAAAAUAGAAUUAAUAGCUUACAUUCCGCAUGUGCAACAAAUUUAAGUUUAAUUGUUUCCUUUUUCUCACAGGUCAACAUCUAAUUCGGUAUCGUAGAAAUGUUUCUAUACAGAAAUGUUUCUAUACGAGUUCUAACCUAUACAUAGACAGUAGAUUUGCCGGAAUAUAUUUGUUAAAAUCAAUUUUUAUUAUCCAUAUUUUUGCAUCUUAGUGAUUAGAACGUUAGAAUUUAUAUUAAAUAUACUACAUGUU
This is a messenger RNA of Ruditapes philippinarum (Manila clam), 8166 nucleotides long. RefSeq lists its product as uncharacterized. Lineage: Eukaryota; Metazoa; Mollusca; Bivalvia; Venerida; Veneridae. The record is from RefSeq and is a predicted model, not a curated record. The transcript is spliced from 7 exons. The coding region runs from base 464 to 6238 and encodes 1924 amino acids.